GGCAUCGGCGCCAAUCUACGAAUGCCUGAAUGGCUAACAAAAAGUUUGCAUCAACUGAGCUUCAGAAGAGUAUAUUGGGAGAUAGUCGAAAUGGGGUCUCCGGGAAUGAAAAUAUCAGUGGAAACAGCGGGACGCGGAAAAAGGUUAAACCUGUUGUUACCACGGUGAAAUCUCGCUAUAUGCAAACAACAGGAAAGAAACCUCCGCCUAAGCCUGCAACCCCUAAAAAGGUGUCCCAUGAGACCAUAUUACAGGAAACAUCAGUAAACUGUGAUGGUGUGUUGCAGUCAACAAUUUUGGCUGGUCAUGCCUUGCGGCCAGAUUUUGAUAUGUCCGCCAUUGUUGAGAAGCCAUCGACGCCUGGGCCCCGGACCACAGAAACCACAGAGUCUAAAUCAAAAGUGGAACUCCAGGCAUUCCUUGACACGUAUAUGGCGGCUAAGUUGGACCAUAACACAAUCAUCAUGAGGGAGGAAGCAGAGAAGGAACUUCUUGCUAUGAUGGAGGUGGAGAGGGAGAUGCAAGUUGCAGGGCGAAAGAAGAAGCGUCAAUAUCACCUGAGAGCGAAACAAAAUCAGCUCAACAGCCUGCUGGAUGCACAGAUUGCUGCCCUUACCCCCGUGGCGGCAGUGGCCUCUCAGUUUACUCAAAACUACCAGAUGCUGGCCACAGCUGUGGACGCCACGCGCCAUGAGCUGCCAGUCAAGAACCUCCACAUGGAAGAUAAUCGAGAGGAGUUUUUAGAGAAGACUGUGUCGUGUCUGAAGAGAAGUGAGGAACUCCUACAACAGCAUAUGAAUGUGAUGGAACAGGGAUGUGAGUCUGCUUGUGAGAGUCUGAACAGAAUAAAGAGCUACACCUUGGAUCUUAAUCAGCAACUAAUCAGAGGGGGCUCAGACCUGCAGGAGCUCUCCUCCUUGGUGAGUCAGCUGACUGUUGAGAGCCUCUUGGAGAAGGAAAAUCUGCUACUUCCAUGACCAUCUCAGUGCCUGUGUAUAUCCCAGCCAGUGACCUUGAUUACAGCCCUAUUACCCUUAGACCACAAUUACCUUUAAUCUAAUUGAGUUCUGAGGAUCAUGGUUGCUUCUGACUUUUAUGGUGUUUGUAGAUUUGUGUGUGUGUGUGUGUGUGUGUGUGUG
Molecule: messenger RNA, 1139 nt
Organism: Sardina pilchardus (European sardine)
Lineage: Eukaryota; Metazoa; Chordata; Actinopteri; Clupeiformes; Clupeidae
Gene: haus8
Product: HAUS augmin like complex subunit 8
Exons: 10
Coding region: 30-977 (315 amino acids)
Source: RefSeq, a predicted model, not a curated record